This is a messenger RNA of Lucilia cuprina (Australian sheep blowfly), 808 nucleotides long. Its product is annotated as 10 kDa heat shock protein, mitochondrial. Gene Ontology annotation, cellular component: mitochondrial matrix. Gene Ontology annotation, molecular function: protein folding chaperone; metal ion binding; protein-folding chaperone binding. Bases 157 to 468 code for a protein of 103 amino acids. The record is from RefSeq and is a predicted model, not a curated record. The transcript has 3 exons. Lineage: Eukaryota; Metazoa; Arthropoda; Insecta; Diptera; Calliphoridae.
CAGAAAUUUUCAUUUCAACUUCAUUAUCGAAUAAUCAGUUGUCUUAACCGCACGUGUGCGAAAAUUAAGCAAAUUUACGCAAAAAAUUCUUGAAAUUUCUUGCACAAUUUUUAUUAAUUUAAUUUUCUCGCCUUAAUUAAAACAAAUUAAACAGAAAUGGCUUCCAAUGCAGUUAAGAGAAUCAUCCCCAUGUUGGACCGUAUCUUGGUACAACGUGCUGAAACUUUGACCACCACCAAGGGCGGUAUUGUUUUACCCGAAAAAGCCCAAGGCAAAAUGAUGCACGGUACUGUUGUGGCCGUAGGACCCGGUGCCAGAAAUGCUCAAACUGGUGCUACAAUCCCCAUGGAUGUUAAAGCUGGUGACCGCGUUUUGUUGCCCGAAUAUGGUGGCACCAAAGUUGAAUUGGAAGACAAAAAAGAAUACUUGUUGUUCCGUGAAUCUGAUAUCUUGGCUAAAGUAGAAUAGAAUUUAUAGAACAAACCACCAGCAUUUGUUGUAAUCUAAUCAUAAUUAUUUUUGUAAUCAUCUGAUUUCGUUUUUUUUAUUAACUUUAAAUAAUUUCUAUGUAUUUUUUUUUUUUUGAUCAAUCCAACUUAGCCUUUAAUUUAUUAAGGCUGAGCCGUUAGCUCUAUAAUUUAGUUUGUAAAUUCCAUUUAUAUUUAUAAAGAAAAACAAGAAAUUCCAUUAGAUUUGCAAGGGAGAGUUGUUAUCCAUUUUAAUCUCGAGCAAAUUGGAAUUUUGUGUAUUUUUAUGUAAAUGAAAAUAAAUAAAACGGUUUUACGCUUUAUUUUCUUAUUAAAAACAA